Exophiala mesophila is the source of this 765-nucleotide messenger RNA. RefSeq lists its product as uncharacterized. The transcript has 2 exons. The record is from RefSeq and is a predicted model, not a curated record. Bases 156 to 632 code for a protein of 158 amino acids. NCBI's taxonomy places the organism in Eukaryota, Fungi, Ascomycota, Eurotiomycetes, Chaetothyriales, Herpotrichiellaceae.
ACAAUACCAUCACAUUGACCAUCCAAUAUAGCUUCUUGAUAUUUGAUAUUUGAUAUUCGAUAUUCCAGCUCGCAGCUAGGACCAAAGCGAUUGAUUAUCAUCUUCAUCAUCUUUUCUUUUUAACCAUAUACUAUCAAUCCCCAAACAACAACAUCAUGUCUACAAAGAAUCAAUACACACCAUCCUCCUCCACCUCUGGGGGAAACCCUGUGGAUUCAAGAAUCCUGUCAUUCUUCACAACCUUCUACGCCGCAUCCGACAACCCCAAAUCCAUUGAAGAAUGGACGAAUGAAUAUUUCAAGGAUGACGCGCAAUUGACCAUGGGCACGAAAAAGGCACAAGGAAGCGACGAAAUCCUCGCACUUCGCAAGGCCAACUGGGCGGGUCCCGUCAAGACUCGAAACCAUAUUAUCCAUCAGAUCUAUCCUUUUGGAACCGGUCCCAAAGAUGGUUUGGACGUUUUUCUCAACGGUAUUGUCGAAUAUGGAUUACAUAAUGGCAAGACUGUCACUCUUGAGUGGUCUGCAAAGGCAGUCUUUGUUGAGGAUUCAACGGCUGCUCAUGGUAUCAAGUUCAGUUUCUACCAUGUUUAUCUGGAUUCUGCUCCAUUGACUGCUGCAGCUCAGGGAUAAACUUGAAAAUAAAAGCAUUCUGUUCAGGAGUGACCGAGCAUGCGGUUGUUCAUACUCCAGUUGGUCAAAUAUGUGUUAGCCGUGAGGGAGAAUCAGAAUAGCAAAAUGAAAGAAUGACCUCCUGAGUCCAAAU